Molecule: messenger RNA, 7780 nt
Organism: Cygnus olor (mute swan)
Lineage: Eukaryota; Metazoa; Chordata; Aves; Anseriformes; Anatidae
Gene: CYFIP2
Product: cytoplasmic FMR1 interacting protein 2
Exons: 31
Coding region: 222-3983 (1253 amino acids)
Biological process (GO): cell projection assembly; apoptotic process; axon guidance
Cellular component (GO): neuron projection; synapse
Molecular function (GO): small GTPase binding
Source: RefSeq, a predicted model, not a curated record
CGUGCGGAGGGGCCGGCGGAGAGCCGCGGAAGUGCACUUGCUGCAGCCAUUUCCUGCUCUUUGUGCGGGCGGCACGGAGCAUCCCGGCGAGCUGCGCCCCCCCCCCUCCCCACCCCUCACCUUGCCCCUUACCCUUCCCUAAUCCCCCAGGACCCCCCCUUUGGUCCUUCCCCCCCCCCCCCCCCUCCGAGCGCCAGCGUGGAAACUGAAGAGCCAGAACCAUGACCACCCACGUCACGCUAGAGGACGCCCUGUCCAACGUGGACUUGCUGGAGGAGCUGCCCCUGCCCGACCAGCAGCCAUGCAUCGAGCCGCCCCCUUCCUCCAUCAUGUACCAGGCUAAUUUUGACACAAACUUUGAAGACAGAAACGCCUUUGUGACCGGCAUAGCCAGGUACAUCGAGCAGGCGACGGUGCACUCCAGCAUGAACGAAAUGCUGGAGGAAGGCCAUGAGUACGCCGUGAUGCUUUACACGUGGAGGAGCUGCUCACGAGCCAUCCCCCAGGUGAAAUGUAAUGAGCAGCCAAACCGAGUGGAGAUUUAUGAGAAGACAGUGGAAGUCCUGGAGCCAGAAGUCACCAAGCUUAUGAAGUUCAUGUAUUUUCAGCGCAAGGCAAUCGAGCGGUUCUGCAGCGAGGUGAAGCGCCUGUGCCACGCUGAGCGGAGGAAGGACUUCGUCUCUGAGGCCUAUCUCCUCACGCUGGGCAAGUUCAUUAACAUGUUCGCUGUCCUGGAUGAGCUGAAGAACAUGAAGUGCAGCGUCAAAAAUGACCACUCUGCCUACAAAAGAGCUGCCCAGUUUCUGCGGAAGAUGGCAGACCCCCAGUCCAUCCAGGAGUCCCAGAACCUCUCCAUGUUCCUGGCAAACCACAACCGCAUCACGCAGUGUCUGCACCAACAACUAGAGGUCAUCCCUGGCUACGAGGAACUGCUUGCUGAUAUUGUCAACAUCUGUGUGGAUUACUAUGAAAACAAGAUGUAUCUCACGCCCAGUGAAAAACACAUGCUUUUAAAGGUGAUGGGGUUUGGCCUGUAUCUCAUGGAUGGGAACGUCAGCAACAUUUACAAACUGGACGCCAAGAAGAGAAUCAACCUUAGCAAAAUAGACAAAUUCUUCAAGCAGCUGCAGGUGGUUCCUUUAUUCGGCGAUAUGCAGAUAGAACUGGCCAGAUACAUUAAGACCAGUGCUCACUAUGAGGAGAACAAAUCCAAGUGGACAUGCACUCAGAGCAGCAUAAGUCCCCAGUACAACAUCUGCGAGCAGAUGGUGCAGAUCCGGGACGACCACAUCCGCUUCAUCUCGGAGCUCGCUCGCUACAGCAACAGCGAGGUUGUCACCGGCUCAGGGCUGGACAGCCAGAAGUCAGAUGAAGAGUACAGGGAGCUCUUUGAUCUCGCGUUACGGGGGCUGCAGCUGCUGUCCAAGUGGAGUGCCCAUGUCAUGGAAGUGUACUCUUGGAAGCUGGUUCAUCCCACAGAUAAGUUUUGCAACAAGGAUUGCCCAGGAACAGCAGAAGAGUAUGAAAGAGCCACCCGGUACAACUACACCAGUGAAGAGAAGUUUGCCUUUGUGGAGGUAAUUGCCAUGAUCAAAGGUCUGCAAGUGUUGAUGGGCCGGAUGGAGAGUGUCUUUAACCAAGCCAUCCGCAACACCAUCUAUGCGGCCCUGCAGGACUUUGCCCAGGUGACCCUGCGAGAGCCGCUCAGGCAGGCAGUCAGGAAGAAGAAGAACGUCCUGAUCAGUGUUCUGCAAGCAAUUCGGAAGACGAUUUGUGACUGGGAGGGAGGUCGAGAGCCACCAAAUGAUCCUUGCCUGAGAGGUGAGAAGGAUCCUAAAGGUGGAUUUGAUAUUAAAGUCCCACGAAGAGCAGUAGGACCAUCAAGUACGCAGCUCUACAUGGUGCGGACCAUGCUGGAGUCCCUCAUAGCAGACAAGAGUGGCUCAAAGAAGACUCUGAGGAGCAGCUUGGAUGGACCGAUAGUCUUGGCCAUUGAGGAGUUCCACAAGCAGUCCUUCUUCUUCACCCACCUUCUCAACAUCAGUGAAGCGCUGCAGCAGUGCUGCGACCUAUCCCAGCUGUGGUUCCGGGAGUUCUUCCUGGAGCUGACCAUGGGCCGCCGCAUCCAGUUCCCCAUCGAAAUGUCCAUGCCUUGGAUCCUCACGGACCAUAUUCUGGAAACCAAAGAGCCCUCCAUGAUGGAGUAUGUACUGUACCCCUUGGACCUCUAUAAUGACAGCGCAUACUAUGCCUUGACCAAGUUCAAAAAGCAGUUCCUGUAUGAUGAAAUUGAAGCUGAAGUGAAUUUGUGCUUUGAUCAAUUUGUGUACAAGCUGGCAGAUCAGAUCUUUGCCUAUUAUAAAGCAAUGGCUGGCAGUGUUUUAUUGGACAAACGUUUCCGGGCCGAGUGUAAGAAUUACGGGGUGAUCAUUCCAUACCCACCAUCCAACCGCUACGAGACACUGCUCAAGCAGAGGCACGUCCAGUUGCUGGGUAGGUCAAUCGACCUGAACAGGCUCAUAACCCAGCGUAUCUCAGCAGCGAUGUACAAAUCAUUAGACCAGGCCAUUAGCCGCUUCGAGAGUGAGGACCUGACAUCCAUAGUGGAGCUGGAGUGGCUGUUGGAAAUAAAUCGCCUGACUCACAGGUUGCUGUGCAAGCACAUGACUUUGGACAGCUUUGAUGCCAUGUUCCGGGAGGCCAACCACAACGUCUCCGCACCCUACGGGCGCAUCACCCUGCAUGUCUUCUGGGAGCUCAACUUUGACUUUCUACCCAACUACUGCUACAAUGGAUCUACCAACAGGUUUGUGAGGACGGCAAUCCCCUUCACACAGGAACCCCAGCGGGACAAACCAGCCAACGUUCAACCCUAUUACCUCUAUGGAUCCAAGCCUCUCAACAUUGCCUACAGUCACAUCUACAGCUCCUACCGCAAUUUCGUGGGGCCACCUCAUUUCAAGACGAUCUGCAGGCUUCUUGGCUAUCAAGGGAUCGCGGUGGUCAUGGAGGAGCUGUUGAAGAUCGUCAAGAGCCUGCUGCAAGGCACCAUCCUGCAGUACGUGAAGACUCUGAUAGAAGUAAUGCCCAAGAUAUGCCGCUUGCCAAGACAUGAAUACGGCUCUCCAGGAAUCCUGGAGUUUUUCCACCACCAGCUGAAGGACAUCAUUGAGUACGCAGAGCUGAAGACUGAUGUGUUCCAGAGCCUCAGAGAAGUGGGCAAUGCCAUUCUCUUCUGCCUCCUUAUUGAGCAGGCUUUGUCCCAGGAAGAAGUUUGUGAUUUGCUGCAUGCUGCUCCCUUCCAAAAUAUUUUGCCCAGGGUCUACAUCAAAGAAGGAGAACGCUUGGAGGUGCGCAUGAAGCGUCUCGAAGCCAAGUAUGCCCCACUUCACCUGGUUCCCUUAAUAGAGAGGCUGGGCACUCCGCAGCAAAUAGCUAUCGCCCGGGAAGGUGACUUGCUGACCAAGGAGCGGCUGUGCUGCGGGUUGUCCAUGUUCGAGGUGAUCCUGACGCGAAUUAGGAGCUACCUGCAGGACCCGAUCUGGCGCGGACCCCCCCCGACAAACGGGGUCAUGCACGUGGACGAAUGCGUGGAGUUUCACCGCCUCUGGAGCGCGAUGCAGUUUGUGUACUGCAUCCCCGUGGGCACGAAUGAGUUCACUGCAGAGCAGUGCUUUGGAGAUGGUCUGAACUGGGCAGGUUGCUCUAUCAUUGUUCUCCUUGGACAACAACGGCGCUUUGACCUCUUUGACUUCUGCUACCACCUGCUGAAGGUGCAGAGGCAGGAUGGGAAGGAUGAAAUCAUAAAAAACGUGCCCUUGAAAAAGAUGGCCGACAGGAUCAGGAAGUAUCAGAUCCUGAACAAUGAGAUUUUUGCCAUCCUGAACAAGUACAUGAAGUCAGUGGAGACAGACAGUUCCACGGUGGAGCACGUGCGCUGCUUCCAGCCCCCCAUCCACCAGUCGCUGGCCACCACCUGCUAGUGUGGACACUACCCCCGUGCACGUUGGGAAGGGAGAAGAGACCGAGCCCAGAACAACUGGGAGGAUAAACUUGAUGGCAUGCGACCUGGCAACAAAGCAAGACCGGGUAUGCCUACUACACAAGGACGCAUCUUCCCAUCUGGCCCUGUUGAGUGCAUGUUCUUCUGUACCAUCCCUGUGACCAGUUUUACUUGUAGCUUUCAGACUUGGGGGCGGGUGGGAACGGGCGGGCAAAAUGUGCUUUUCUUCCAUGAAGUGGUCUGUUUUUCCCUGUGAUUCGUCCAGUCUAACACAAAACUCUGAAGCCAUAUUGCAGCCCCAGAGGUGGGGCUCCUGUCAGAACAGCUGCGUGUUUCCGCAGUGCUGGGAGCACGCUCCCGCCGCAGAAGCAAUAGGGCAAAUCAACCCCACCUGUGAUGUGUGCCACCAGCCACGGGGCAGGAAGGUCUGAAGACACACCCUGACUUGCUCUUUUGGGGGAAGAGGGGAUGAAGGCAGGAUUUUACCUGUGGCAGCACCCUGAGGACCAAGGAUCGGCCAGGCCAGGCUGGUCUGCAUGCCCCAGGCUGGGGCUAGCUGAGUGCUCUCUGUCGAGUUGUUGGCCUGUCUAGCAUCUGCUGAAGGGAGCUUUGGCAGUCAGGAUUCAGAACAUCAGUGAUGAUGUAGCUGUCAAAUAACUCCUCAGCACUUCAGAAAGCUGGAGGAAAUUGAAAACGACCUGGCUUUUUCACUGCUAUGGGACAUCCACUUAUUUUAAUUCAAAGGGUUCUCCCCUGAAGACGCAUCUUCCAUGAAGUAAACGAGGACUAUGGAAGAGAUUGCAUUCAUGUGAAUAUGCUCUUGUCCAUGCUAAUUUGGGUUAAAAGUGUCACUGAUUCUGACAGGAGACAGCUGUAGUUACCUCAAACAUACGUGAUCUUUGAUCUUCAGCUGAGGAUGAGAGCUGGAAUGUGUAUCACAGAAUGGCUUGGGUUGGAAGGGACCUUGAAGAUCAUCUAAUUCCAACUCCCCCGCCAUGGGCAGGGACACCUCCCACCAGACCAGGUUGCUCCAUGCCCCAUCCAAGCUGGCCUUGAACACCUGCAGGGAUGGGGCAUCCACAGCUUCUCUGGGCAAUCUGUUCCAGUGCCUCACCACCCUCUGAGUGAAGAAUUUCCUCCUAACAUCUAAUCUAAAUCUCCCCUCUUUUAGUUUAAAACCGUUCCCCCUUGUUCUGUCAUUAUUUGCCCAAGUAAAAUUUGUGUAUGCUCUGGAAUCCUAUUUCCCCCUGUUUUAGACAAAUUCCUAGUCAUUAAAUAUCUUUCUUGAGAGAAUGGUGUAUAUCAGCAAGGCUUAGUAAACUUUCCAUCACUCAGAAAUGACAGAAAUGGUAUUUUUCAGGCUCAAAAGCAUUCUGAGGGAGCACUGCAGUCUGUUCCCUUUUCCCACUCAGCUCGUCUAACAGCCCUGAAGUUGUCAAAUAUUGAGAAAAAAUUCAGUAGGAACUUCAAGGAAGAAUUUCAUAACUCAUGGUUUUCCCUGCUCCCUCCCCCAAGUAGCGUCACAGAAGUGAUACAAAACCUUGUGCUUGAAGCUAACAGAGAUCAGACCACAUGCUCCAAGAGAAGAUAAUGAUAGUAUCACCACUGGCAAUAUUUUUUCUCAGCUUUAACCAGAUCACAGCAGAUAAUUGCUGUUACAAUAUACAGAUGUGAUAAUAUAUUCUUUUCAUGCAUCUCAUCACGCCAUGCAAACUGAAUGCUACUACAGAUGUUAAAAAGGCAGGGUCUGGGCAUGUAUUCUCUCAGAGGAAACAUACUAUUAAUUAGUAGAAAUGUCCCACAUGGAAUAUUUUGUCUUAGGAAACAACAGCCAGCACUGUAUUAUUAGCAAGAAGAGACCUUGCUGCGUGGGAUGAAUUUGUUCUCCCAGACACUCUCCUAUUUCCUUGCUAAUCAACAAAUAACCCACACAUGCGAAGCGCUGAACAUUUUUACACCUUGAGUCUCCUUUAACUGUUGAGACAAACACUUAAACUGCUGGGAGGAAAUAGUGCAGCACAGUAAUCUGAAAGUAAAAUGAAAUCUCAGGAAGUCUGGCUGAAUCCUUUAAGUGGCAGGGAAGGACCCAGCCUCAGAAGGUGAGUUGCUUCCCUCGUGUUGUGAGGAGGAGCAGCAGAGCACCCAGGACCUGAUAACACUGAGGGACUCUUGCUCCCUAUUUACUUUCUCUACUAAGGAUGUCAGUUCUGGUUUUCCAUUGUGUUCCUACAUUUCUACACUGCUGAAACUACUGGAGUGUGUCUACAGAUAUAUAUAUAUUUUUAAAAGGAGGAAGAGAAUCAAGCACUUUAUUUUUUUGUGGAGAACAAGAUACAAGCAAGACAGAUUCAACCAAGAUCCUAUUUUUUGUGACCUAAGUAGCAAGUGCUUGUUAUUUUGGUAUGAAAGUGUUGCUGAAAAGGUGGCGCAGGUCUCUGGCUCUCAGAGCCAUCUCUGAGCACAGCACAAAUUGAAUAUCUUACUACGUCUGACAUGUUAUGGGACAUUGGAGCCUUGGUAGAAACCAGCAUGAGCAAGAAUACGGAAGGAUGAACUGUACCACACGGCCCAGUCUCAACUAGCUAGACAAAAUAGGAUAUCGUAAGUUGAAUGUAAGUGUCUGCUUUCAUCUGUUCAGGUUUGGAGUGAGUCAUGAGAUUUUUACCUAAACAUCUCUCUUUGUAUUCUUCUGCUGUAGCUUUGGCUUGAUAAUUCUCUGAAAACCUGUAAAACACAGUUGUGUUCUUGAACAAACAGGUAGAUGAAAUCUAUUUUUUGCCCUCAUAUUCGCUGGCAAAAAGGAACCCCUUCAGAUUCUGAGGGAUGAAACGUUUUGAGCAAAACAUCCAAAGUGCAUGAACAAAAUGUGAGGUACUUUUGGCCGUAGAGUGGAUGCAGAUGUUUUUGCCUUGUUGUUCAAGUAGUAUGAGAUCAGCUAGGAAUAAUUUUACGGUCUUCAUUUCUGAGAUUGAACGUUAUUGUCCUUUUGUUAUCUGAAGGAUUCAAAUAGUCUUUAGUUUCAGUUUUCUAAUCCUCCUUGAUUGUAUAUGAGAGGUUCAGGCUUAGGUCUUCAAAAAACUCAGUGAAGUGUAAUUUUUCCCUAUUUUUUUUUUUAACGGCAUAAUUGUUGGUGGAAAUAGGGAGCAAAUUUGUGACAGUAGGGCUAAAUAACAACAGGUUGCCAAAAGAUCAGGCAUAUUCUCCACACCUGAGUCUUUUUUGCCACAUUUGGAUGUCUUCCUGGCAGAUGUACUCUAAUCCUCUAGUUUGCAGCCUUUCACAACCUGCAGAACUCUUAUUUUUUCCUAGGGAAAUGUGGACCCCUCUUUGGAUAUUUUAAGUCAACUGACUACGGGCUCACUUUUGUUAACCUACAUUCUCCUGAUUACUCUGAAGUAGUUGCAAACUCCUCGGGGUUUACCAACCACCAGUUAGAGCGUCUACUUCAAAGACAAGUUGUUGACUCGAUACAGAAAUUGGGGGGGGUAAAGAUGUUUUGUGUAAUGAAUGAAGUCAGACUCGAUUGUAACGUUCCCUCCAGCUUUACCAUUAGGAAAUGUGACUGACUGUUGGCAGUGCAGAUGCCUUUCUUGGAUGAUGUUACACUUGACUUUCAAUGAUACAACAGAAAGGGGAAGCAAACUAGUUCAAACCCAGCACUUCGGUGGUUUUCCUUUUAAACUGUGACAGCACUUAUUAGCAUUGAACAAAAUGUUAGUCUUUUUUUCCUCCAGCAUUACUCCAGUGAGUAGGUUCAUGUGUGUUUGAGAAUUAAAG